AUAGCAGACUCUUUCCUUAUUAGUAUUUUGAUGUUCCUAAAAUGAAUAAUGAACUCAUGUGAUGCUAGAAGGUUCAUGAUAGUUGUUUUUCUCUUCUUUUGAUUGAUGUAAGAAACGAGAAAGAAUGGCUAUAGAAAUCUCACAUGUAGCUAUUUCAUUGUGAUUGGCUAAUUCUCUUCUUAAAUUAAAUUCUGGGAUAGAGAAUUUGGUUGUGAAAUGUAGCUCCUCCUCGAUCCUCCUUGUUUUGAGAAACUCUGUAAUAGCCUUAUGUUUAUGGUGUAAUGUUUUGUACCAGCCAACUUGCUUGCCUCUUAAUCAAUGAGUUUAAGUGGUUGAAAGGAAUGGCUGGCUGUUUCUCUGAGUCCUGUCAGAGAUGACAAAAGCAAGUAACUUAUCAAUGUGUUUUAGGAUUUCCCCUUUCCUGGUUCUAAUUGACAUAGUCAUAUGCAAAAGCUGGUCCAUUUUAAGAAAUUCAUUUCCAGCUUCCCAAAACCCGAAUAGCAACAUUUUUCAUCCCUUUGCCUAAAAAUUACUUCAGAUAUGUGUAUCACAUCUCUGUAUGCGCAAGCAUUUUGAACACAUUUCAAUGCCAGUUUAAAUAGGCAUCAUCUCGAAAUUAGAGUGCUAGUACUUUACCAAUUUGUUUAUUUAUCUUCUCUCUCUUAUAAGACCAAUAGAUAUUAAAGAUCUGUAGUGGUGCAGUAAUGCAGCCCAGUUGAUCUGUUCCUUCUGUCUGGUAAAUUUUUAUUUUUAUGCCUUGCUUCAUGUGUGUUGCUGAACUCCAUAGAAUGACUUUCAUGUUUGGAAACACGAAAGCCAAACUUUAACAGUUUAUGCAUUCUUGGUGUCUGUUCCCAGGACUUGCAUUUGACAGAUGCAGAAGAAGCCUGGGCCAUGGAGGAAGGAAGUAUCAAGAGCUAGCAAGGGAGAGAAUUGGAAGGAGCCUCUCUUUGUUGCACUAUCCUACUCUCAUGGAUGGAGUUAUACCAGUAACUCUGCAUCAUGUAUUGGUGGAUGCUCUUGCAACUCCAUCUGGCAUGAUUCCCAUUAGCUCAUCUGCCUUAGCAAGAUCUGAUGUUGGAUGUUGAAGCCACACUUGAAUGCUUUCUUUGAUGGAAUUCUAAAAAUUUUGGCUUACUAACUGACAAAGAGGAUUAUAUGUUCGCAAGUGCUAGGUUGGUGCCGAUGCCAUAAAAAGGAUUCUUGAGUGACAUUGCUGGAAGUCCAUAACUAAUUCCAGCUAGCAUGAACUUUAUAGAAACAGAGUUUAAUGUGAAAUGGGUUUGGGUGAUUGUAGUUACUGUGUAACCAUCGAACUUGAUAUGUUGUACAUAAUAAAAUAUGGAUUAGUAUAAAGGAUUUUUGUUCAAAGUUCAA
Molecule: messenger RNA, 1377 nt
Organism: Manihot esculenta (cassava)
Lineage: Eukaryota; Viridiplantae; Streptophyta; Magnoliopsida; Malpighiales; Euphorbiaceae
Product: 5-formyltetrahydrofolate cyclo-ligase, mitochondrial-like
Exons: 4
Coding region: 834-1088 (84 amino acids)
Source: RefSeq, a predicted model, not a curated record